AUGGAAGCAAUAACGUUCGCCAACCCAGCCAUUCAAUUAGUAGAUCUAAUCAUUCGCUUUUUGGGCCACCAGAUCUACCCUGAUAAGGGCAAUCAACAACCUCUGAUUCUGAUGCAACGGUUCAAGCAUCUCCAAAAAGUCUUCAGCGAACUACAAGUAGAGCAAAAUUACGAGUCGACUGAUUACGCCGAUAAAACCAAUGUUCCCAAAUAA
Messenger RNA from Penicillium bovifimosum, 213 nucleotides. RefSeq lists its product as uncharacterized. The transcript is spliced from 2 exons. The coding region runs from base 1 to 213 and encodes 70 amino acids. The record is from RefSeq and is a predicted model, not a curated record. Lineage: Eukaryota; Fungi; Ascomycota; Eurotiomycetes; Eurotiales; Aspergillaceae.